Mycena citricolor is the source of this 1997-nucleotide messenger RNA. NCBI's taxonomy places the organism in Eukaryota, Fungi, Basidiomycota, Agaricomycetes, Agaricales, Mycenaceae. The record is from the annotation of a GenBank genome assembly.
UCAACGUCCACACAGAGUCCCACUCGACCUCUACGCGGGAUGGCCGACGAGACACACUCUGAGAAAGACCCAGGUAUCCCCUUUUCGUUGGACGAGUAUGAAGAUCGUCUCGUACCCGAAUUCCGAAUGAAAGACCGCCUCGCGUUUUGGGAUGGCCCGAUCCGCGCCUUCUUGCGCGAACACGGAUACGUUCUAUACCAUAUGCGCUCUUUCCCGGAAUACGACGUGGACAGCCUCAUGUACCCGGCUCUGGAGACGCCUGACGGGCCGGACGAUGACGAAGCCACCUACGCGCUGAUGGAUCUCGACUCUCCUGAGCGGGAGAUGCCCGAUCCUGAAGACGAGUCGUAUCUUUCCUUGCGUCACAGGGCGUAUGCACGCGAAGUUCGGGGUCGAGCUGCCUUUGCACAGAGUGCGGCUCGGCCAGAUCGACAUUUCGCUAUCAAGCUAGUUCGGGCGGAAAGCGUCGAAAUCCACACUAUCAAGCUGAUAUACGAAGCUUCAAAAGAGAAGCCCGUCCGGGGCCUCAUCCCUGUCAUCGAACUCAUCCCAUUCCGUGGCCACUGGCUGGUCGUCAUGCCGAGGUGGGGAGAAGAGGUCUUUCUGCCGUUUCCGACCGUCGCUCGGCCCGUAUACGACCUCAUCGAAGAUCUGCUCGAGGGUCUCGCGUUCCUCCACAGCCAUAACAUCGUGCACAGGGACCACUGCGCCAGGAACAUCGCGGUGAACCACAUCCCCGUUCUCACAUACGAGGAUCUGAGAGACCUGCCGCCUACUCGGCAGGCGGCGCGAAACGCCGGCGUUCUCCGCCACGCGAUCUUCGACUUCGACGUCGCGCUGGCGUUUCCCAACCGCUCCUCGGCUCGGCUGCCGUGGAUGGAGUUCUAUCGCGGCCCAAUCAAAGGCACGCAUGAUGUCCGGCAAGGGGAGUACGACUUCGACCCUUUUGCCGCAGACAUGGUCAUCUUGGGUCGAGUGCUUGAUGAUUCCUUGCGGUCUUUUAUUCCCCAUCUGCCAAUCUUGGCGCCGUUGAUCGACGGCAUGCGUCACUGGCAUGUGCCCUCAAGGCUGACUGCCUCCCAGGCACUGUCCUUGUUACGCUCACUGAGAGCAGAAAAUCGCUCUCUGGAACGCCAACAAUUGCCUGCCAAAGACGGCAUGGGCAGUAGGAAAGCCGAUCGCUGGGAAGGUUUGCCCUCCGUCUUUGUUUCGAGAUGGGGCCAUCUUCGCACUCCGCCGGAGCCAUGGACCAGAACGACCCUUCGGAGGCUGUGUGAGUAUGGAUUUCUGGAGGGCUGUAUCCGUUUCGUGCGACGUUCCGCUUCACUCCUACAGAAGCGGCCCCGUCAGAAACCUCUUUGAUCAACUUUUAUUUCGCGGGGCAGCUGUUAUAUUCUUCAAUUUAUGCCGUCCUUACAACAGAUACGUCUUGUCGGAUAUAUAGACUGAUGUUGAUGGCAUUCGCAUGCGGUGCUGGCGCAUCAGGAGUCUACCAAUGUUUUGCACGCCGCUGAACGAGUUGGACGGGAAACACGGGAACGGCCGUGGCACUGUGAAAGACGCACAAAUGAUCUUACGUGCUACACCCGUAGAGUCAGUCUGACGACCCUCUUGCUGGCGGAAGCCCUUGUUCUCAUGGGAAGUCGGGGAGGAACGCUCAGAAUUGAUCUUCUCCAGGGGGCUGAUGGGCAUCCUGAACCAUAUGCUCAACUCAGGAGCGAGGGAAAUACCGGACAAAGCCCAGGCGCUGAACGAGUCAGUCCGAAAGUAAACACAGGCCCGCCAAUUUUAGUUCACCGAUGGAUCUGUAACUCAUGGGGCUUCUAUCAGCGCCAAAUCCAUCACAAAGUCGUGUGUGUCGUUCCUUGGACCUUGUGAUCGUCUAGGAUCGGAAGAUCAGCAGCGACCGAUCGCGUGCGAAAUCUGCUCCGCGUGUGUGCCCUGACAUCCACCCGCGCCGUUUCUUCUAUCUUGAUCUGGGGCCCGGAAUGUUUUGG